This is a messenger RNA of Coffea eugenioides, 612 nucleotides long. Its product is annotated as pathogenesis-related protein PR-4-like. Gene Ontology annotation, molecular function: RNA nuclease activity. The transcript has 2 exons. Gene Ontology annotation, biological process: defense response to fungus; defense response to bacterium. NCBI's taxonomy places the organism in Eukaryota, Viridiplantae, Streptophyta, Magnoliopsida, Gentianales, Rubiaceae. The record is from RefSeq and is a predicted model, not a curated record. The coding region runs from base 30 to 458 and encodes 142 amino acids.
AAGAACAACUUGUGACAAAAACUAGAAAAAUGGAAAGGGUUCCCCAAAUUCUUUGCAUUGCAUUCUUCACGCUUUUCGUUGCUGUGGCCAACUCCCAGAGUGCUUCAAACGUUAGGGCCACUUACAAUUUGUACAAUCCCCAAGACAUCGGUUGGGACCUAAACCGUGCCGGGGUCUACUGUGCAACAUGGGAUGCUAACAUGUCCCUUCAGUGGCGGAGCCAAUAUGGUUGGACUGCCUUUUGUGGACCUGCUGGACCUACUGGUCAGGCUUCCUGCGGGAGGUGCCUUAGGGUGACUAACACCGCAACUGGAGAUCAAGUUGUUGUAAGGAUUGUUGAUCAAUGUAGCAAUGGUGGGCUAGAUUUGGACGUUGGCCCCUUUCGGCAGAUUGACACUAAUGGCCAGGGCAUUGCCAACGGUUUCCUAACAGUCAACUAUGAAUUUGUUAACUGUUAAGGCCGUCUACUACUCUCAGUCUUAUGUGAUGGGAAAACUGAAAUUUCCUGUAAUCAAUAAAUUUGAAUAAUAUAUACGUACCAGGUUGGGUUUAUGCCGGUUGGCUGGUUGUGUAUUGAUUAUCUAUACAAUAUAUAAAAGGAAAGCGGUGACA